AUGGUUUCUUGCCAUCUUCCCAGCUUGAAGGGGGGUGCCUCAAGGAAGCCAUUAAAGAAUCUUGUGCCUCUCCCAAAACGGCCGCUUGAUGUCGAUCAUGCUGACUUGGACUUUUCAGACGUGUUUGGUCCUCUACCUACUCAAGCACCUGAUGCAAACAAAUCCUCUGAAGAUCCAGAUUUGAUUUCCAACCCUAGAGAAAAACUGGAGAAGUUGUCGCUUCAGAGCACUGGUCUCUUGGACAAAGCGAGUAGUGAAGAUGUUGCAAUAGGGCUACGUGACUUCCAGGUAUUGAAGCUUGUCGGUAAAGGUGGUGGAUAUGGAAAAGUUUAUCAAGUCAGGAAUGUUGUUUCACUUUCAUCAGAUAUUUUCGCGAUGAAGGUCAUUCGAAAAGCUAAGACUGUGGAUGGGGAUCUUGCUGAUUGUGUGCAGAGUGAGAGGGAAAAUUUGAGAAAAGUCGAUCAUCCCUUCAUUGUUCAUCUCAGAAACAGUUUCCAGACCAAGCAUAGGCUCUACCUUGUUCUUGAUUUUGUUAAUGGUGGCAACCUUUUCUUUCAACUAAAGAGACAGGGCUUACUCAGUGAGGAUAUAGCUCGAAUCUAUGCAGGUGAGAUUGUCUCUGCUGUUUCUCAUCUCCAUGCUAAUGGGAUAUUGCACAGGGAUCUUAAGCCCGAAAACGUACUUCUUGAUGCAGAGGGACAUGCAUUGCUAACUGAUUUUGGCUUUGCAAAGCAAUUUAAUGAUCCGAAGAACACUCGAUCCGACUCUAUUCGUGGAACAAUGGAAUACAUGGCACCUGAAGUUGUUCUUGGGAGAUAUCACGACACAGACUUCAGUGGAAGAUUCUCAAGGACACCUUUCAAAUGCAAAAAAAAAAAUAAAAAAUAA
Molecule: messenger RNA, 888 nt
Organism: Coffea eugenioides
Lineage: Eukaryota; Viridiplantae; Streptophyta; Magnoliopsida; Gentianales; Rubiaceae
Product: serine/threonine-protein kinase AtPK2/AtPK19-like
Exons: 1
Coding region: 1-888 (295 amino acids)
Biological process (GO): protein phosphorylation
Molecular function (GO): ATP binding; protein kinase activity
Source: RefSeq, a predicted model, not a curated record